UGAACACAGAAGAAGGAUUUCUGAUCUGUUGUGUAGCGAGUUGUGUGAAACUUUAACUGUUUUAAACAUGGAUAAAGAGUUAUUUCGUAAGCUUGCGUCGAAGAUUGGGAUAACAUCUCUUAAAAUAUUGAGCCAAGCAGAGGAGUACAUGCGAUUAUCCCUGCUGAAGUGUGUUGGAUUGGGCUCUGUGACAGCCACCAGUAAAGCCAUUAUUUGUCUGGAAUUGGCUGCGACUUCAAUGAAAUAUCCUAUAGACAAGGAGUAUGCAAUUAAAAUAUCCGGUCUGAGUGCUAAGGCCUACCACAGUAAUUUGAAAGCUAUGGAGUGCAUGCUGGGCCUGCAGUCUAAUCUGGGUCUCCGGGACCUUGCAGUGCAAUAUGGAUGUCUGGAUGCUGUUAAAGUGGCCUCUCAGAUGCUUCAACGGUAUGAGGACAGUCUGCCUGCUGCUCAGCAACAAGACCUUGACUUGACUAAACCUCUCUUUACAACUGCAGCUCUACAUGCAGCGUGCAAGUGCAUGAAAAUCAGAACUGACAGGAAAUUAGCCUCUUCGUCUGGAGCGAAGAAAGGAAUCUUUGACCGGUUGUGUACGCAAUUCCAGAAAUUUGGACAGGAGAUCUGUACGGAAGCUUCCUCAACACAGCAACCAAUAAAAAUGUCUCAAAAGAGGCAGAAGACCCUUACUGAAAUGCUUGAAAUAGAAGAUGAUGAUGAUGAUGAUGACACAGACACUUGCUUCCCAUUAAACAAUAACGAUGGAAAUCAGUCAACGUCACCCAAGCAAGUGCGAAUUGAGAAGACUGAAGAGGAGUCGACACAAAAUUAUGAAGAGUGGAAAAGAAAAAUCCUUGAGAAUGCACUGAAAGCUAAAGCUGUAGAUUCAUAAAUGGUAUUAUGUUUGCAAUUUACUUAAUUAUGGUUCUGAUUAAUAUUAAAAGCAUCCUACUUUGAUUUUAUAUUAUUACAAGAGAAGUUGCCUUCCCCUUUCUGGGUUUUCCAAAAUUCGGUGUGCAAGUAAAAUAUAGUUGCUAUUUUACAUGGUCAAUAAAAUGACUGGUUUAAUCGUUAGUUCUUCAUUAAACUAUGUUGAGUUUCUUGCUCCGAUGUAUUAUUUUCAAAAGGCAAGUGAUUAUCAUUCGAGUGGUGUGGAUAAAUGUUUAAUCCAUCAUGUUUGAAUGAAUAUGUUUGACAAACGUAUGACUUGUUUGAACAGUGAGGGUGUUUUGAAUUAAUUGACAGUCCUAUGAGAUUUUAUUAAUGUAUUUAUUAGCCCCUGGUCACGUUUGCUUCUGUUUCAAGAGGCAGCUCUUGUAUCUUACAGGUUUAACAAAAUGUUCACACCUCUUUUUAUGACAUGGUUUUUUUAAUGUCUCGAUUAAACACACAUCCUACAGAAA
Messenger RNA from Triplophysa dalaica, 1397 nucleotides. It is a transcript of the gene orc6, whose product is annotated as origin recognition complex, subunit 6. NCBI's taxonomy places the organism in Eukaryota, Metazoa, Chordata, Actinopteri, Cypriniformes, Nemacheilidae. Gene Ontology annotation, biological process: DNA replication; DNA replication initiation. Gene Ontology annotation, cellular component: nuclear origin of replication recognition complex. Gene Ontology annotation, molecular function: DNA binding. Bases 68 to 886 code for a protein of 272 amino acids. The transcript is spliced from 7 exons. The record is from RefSeq and is a predicted model, not a curated record.